This is a messenger RNA of Sus scrofa (pig), 6706 nucleotides long. The record is from RefSeq and is a predicted model, not a curated record. Lineage: Eukaryota; Metazoa; Chordata; Mammalia; Artiodactyla; Suidae.
GUCUCCGGCCGCGACAGGGCGCCCGGGCUGCGGGGAAUCUGCGCUCCCCACGGCGUGCCAGCGGGUCCGUCGGUCUUUGUCUGUCUGUGCCGUUGUCUGUCCAGGUGUCUUUGUCUCUGCGUGUAACUGUCAGGGUCUCCCCUCUGCCAGGGCGCGUGCGGCUGGUUUGGUCCCAGCCCGGAAGAAAGGAUGGUGCGUCCGUCCUUACGUCUUUGUUUCCAGUUUCCUGCAGACGGGUUUUACCUACUUUCAAAUCUGAUCUGGGGAGGUCCUAGGCGUUGGGUGACACCGAUGUCCAGAGCUGAGGAAGCGGGAGGUGUGCGUGUGGGUCUGACAGCUGGGGCGCCGCCACUGAACUUUGCCGUCUGGAACUUUGGAGGUGGGCUGUGUCCACACUGGUGGCGGGGGCUCAGAUGCAGUAAGAGGUUUGGAUUGUUUCACUGAAGGAAUAGGUCACAAGGGUUGAGGUGUAUUGGGGGAUGAACCUGGGUAUUUAAGAGGCCCCCCUGGAGCAAUUCAGCCAAAGCAACACACACACACUGUCUCACACCUACACACACACCACAUUCACUUCUUCCUCUCACCUACCACAGGCAGCCAACCCCCCACUUUCUCCCCUUCCCUACACACACACACACAGACACACACACACACACACACACACAGCCUUCCACACGCUUAACUCCAGCCUUCCGAGCACACAAUUCAGCAGCAAUAGGCAUCACGAUACCAAGGGCUUUCCCUUUUCCACUCCAAGUGGAAAAGAUUAAAGUAUGGAAGAAAUGAGCAUUCUGCUCCCUCACAAGUGUGUCAGUCCUAGAAAAGUGCUCCAGACUCAGCUUCCUGGCCCUAAGUCUCCCAGGAACCAGGAGGGCUUUGGGCCCUGAGCAUCUGAAGUUUCUGGGUCCUUCCUCUUCCAUUCUAUCCACACAACCCUGCUGCCAUCAUCCUGUCUUCUCUGGUCUCUUCGGAUGCUGGCCCGCUAGUGAGGAGGUACCAAGCUCUGGAGGGCUCUUGGCAGGAGCUGGACCCGACAGGGGUCUCCUGCUCUGCUGGCGGUGCAGCCUAGUCAUGGGAACCAAGAUGCCUACCCACAGAGAGGAGCUGUCUGCUUGGUGCUUCUUCCCGCACCAGAGACCCUGGAGAGGAGCCUGUGGGUAGGGGCGAGAGAGGGUUUGUAACCUGAGCUCCCUCUAAGUUCAAAAACAGUUUUCCCUGGGCAUGCUGGGGGAAAUACAGGUGAUGGAAGUAUGUGUGUAUAUGUACCCACACGGAGGUGGGUAUCAGAGGCCGCGUUUACAGUAGGCAGGAAGGGUGUUUGCGUUCAAGGGUGGAGGAGAGCAGUCUGUGGGCAGAGGCCUACGCAGUCAUCAGGGGUGGCAUUCACACCUUGUGUUUAUCCACCGCCUUUCUUCUUGAGGCACUUUCUGCCCAUCACAGACGUUAUCUCAUUUGGUAUCUCCUUUACCCUCACAACAUAACUACCAGGUUGGCAUGAAGCACGGCCAACUCUCUGUGUUCUACCAGUGAGAAAGGGAGGCCCGGAGCAGCAGCAGGGCUUUCCCUGAGGUCCACAGCCAAUCGGAGCAAAGUCAGGUGUAGCCAGGGGGAGUCCAAGUACACACCAGGGCUCAGCUGGGUAGAUGUGAGCCUGGGGCACACUCGCUGUGCUGGAGGUGGGAAAAAACUGGUGGGGAAAGAAGGACAUCUCUUGGAAGGCACCAGUGUGUGAGCAAGAGGGAUGGGACAUUCGAGAUGGUUGUUUUAACAUUUAUGGCAGCCUCUGCGUGCUCACAAGAUCUCGGCUCCCUGGGGCUCUGCGAGGCUUCUGCUAUGACCGCAGUCUCUUCAAAGAGCCAGCACUGCCCCUUGCUGCCACAGCCACGCCAGGUCCCUGCUCUGCCCCGCCUGUCCUCAGCCCCGUGUCACCAUGGGCAGCGUCAGCAGCCUCAUCUCCGGCCACGGCUUCCACAGCAAGCACUGCCGGGCCUCCCAAUACAAGCUGCGGAAAUCCUCGCACCUGAAGAAACUCAAUCGGUACUCAGACGGGCUGCUGAGAUUUGGCUUCUCUCAGGACUCAGGCCAUGGCAAGUCCAGCUCCAAAAUGGGCAAGAGUGAAGAUUUCUUCUACAUCAAGGUCAGCCAGAAGGCUCGGGGCUCCCACCGUCCCGAUUACACCGCACUGUCCAGUGGGGACCUAGGAGGCCAGGCUGGGGUUGACUUCGGCCCGUCCACCCCACCCAAGCUCAUGCCCUUCUCCAAUCAGCUGGAAAUGGGCUCCGAGAAGGGUGCCGUGAGACCCACAGCCUUCAAGCCGGUGCUGCCCCGGUCAGGCGCCCUCCUCCACUCAUCCCCUGAGAGCGCCAGCCACCAGCUGCACCCCGCGCCUCCAGACAAGCCCAAGGAGCAGGAGCUGAAGCCCAGCCUGUGCUCUGGGGCGCUGUCUGACUCCGGCCGGAAUUCCAUGUCCAGCUUGCCCACACACAGCACCAGCAGCAGCUACCAGCUGGACCCGCUGGUCACACCCGUGGGGCCGGCCAGCCGUUUUGGGGGCUCAGCCCAUAAUAUCACCCAGGGCGUCAUCCUCCAGGACAGCAACAUGAUGAGCCUGAAGGCCUUGUCUUUCUCCGACGGGGGGAGCAAGCUGGGCCACCCCAGCAAGGCAGACAAGGGCUCAGUGCGUUCCCCCAUCUCCACAGACCAGUGCACCAUCCAGGAGCUGGAGCAGAAGCUGCUGGAGAGGGAGGGCGAGCUCCACAAAUUACACCGCAGCUUCGAGGAGAAAGAGCUGGCCACCAGCCAGGCCUACGAGGAGCGGCCGCGGCGCUGCAAGGACGAGCUGGAGGGGCUGGAGCCCAAGAGCAAGUUGAAGGCGGCGGCGCAGAAGAGCCAGCGUGCACAGCAGGUGCUGCACCUCCAGGUGCUCCAGCUGCAGCAGGAGAAGCGGCAGCUGCGGCAGGAGCUCGAGAGCCUCAUGAAGGAGCAGGACCUGCUGGAGACCAAGCUCAGGUCUUACGAGAAGGAGAAGACCAGCUUCGCUCCAGCGCUGGAGGAGACGCAGUGGGAGGUGUGCCAGAAGUCCGGGGAGAUCUCUCUCCUGAAGCAGCAGCUGAAGGAGUCCCAGACCGAAAUCAACGCCAAGGCCAGUGAGAUCCUCAACCUGAAGGCUCAGCUGAAGGACACGCGGGGCCGGCUGGAGGGCCUGGAGCUGAAGACGCAGGAUCUGGAGAGCGCGCUGCGCACGAAGGGCCUGGAGCUGGAGGUCUGCGAGAACGAGCUGCAGCGCAAGAAGAACGAGGCGGAGCUCCUGCGGGAGAAGGUGAACCUGCUGGAGCAGGAGCUCCUGGAGCUGCGAGCCCAGGCCGCCCUGCAGCGGAGCCGGGACGCGGCCGCCCUGGGGCCCGCCUCCGCCGAGGAUGUGCCGGCCCUGCAGCGGGAGCUGGAGCGGCUGAGGGCCGAGCUCAAGGAGGAGCGGCAGGGCCACGACCAGAUGUCCUCGGGCUUCCAGCACGAGCGGCUGGUGUGGAAGGAGGAGAAGGAGAAGGUGAUCCAGUACCAGAAGCAGCUGCAGCAGAGCUACCUGGCCAUGUACCAGCGGAACCAGCGCCUGGAGAAGGCGCUGCAGCAGCUGGCCCGCGGGGACGGUGCGGGGGAGCACUUGGAGAUUGACCUUGAGGGGGCCGACAUUCCCUACGAGGACAUCAUCGCCACUGAGAUCUGAGGGGGCUCCCGGGAGCGAGCCGGGGACCUGGCAUUGGGAGGCUGAGGGGGUGCUGAGCCGGUCUAUGGGGGCUUCCCUCGCGAUCUCCCCUGCUCAGGCCUCUGGAAGAAGCGCAAACCUCCUGGCCUGGGGAGGGGAAGGGAGAAGAGGGGAGGGGCCGGAGGGGCGGGGCUGCUCCGGGGCCUCGCCCCGCCUUUCCCGUGUCCCAGCGCUUCUCGUCCCUGCGGCCCACCAGACCUCUAGCUUUGGGAAGAGAUAAAUCCUGGGAUUGCCAUCAUCUCGUUAAGGGCUCCUUAAACCUUGACCUCUGUUCAAAAUACCCUCUCCCAGGGAGGGUGGAGACUACCGUGAAGGCCAGCGGCUUCCCCAGGACGGAAGCUCCCCUCCAUCUCUCUUCCCACAACCUCUCCCCCCGCCCCCACCCUCCACGAAUUGGGAUGCCUUGCGAAGAGGAUGCAGUCACUUGGGACCAGAAGCUUUGGAAUCUGACCGGGUCCUAACCCGAGCUAUUUCCUCCCGUCCCCCAGCCGCUGAGGGGCAGGGUUUGGAGUGGGGUGUGAAGAACCUGGCUGAGCCACAUCAGAGCUUCCUGACCCUGGCAGGUCACAGAAAGGAGGGGUGAGCUGAGGCAGCCCAGGCGUGUCUAGACUCAGCCAGACCGGAGGGGGUCUGUGGGAGAAGCUGGGUGGUAGCGGCCAGACCGAGAUGGGCAACCGCUGGAUGGCUAGUGGCUUGACCCCCUUGACUGCUCUUCCCAAAGCCAUUGGUCCCAGUCCCUGGGGUGGAUGCUGGGAAGGAAAGGUGGAGGGUCUGACUUCCAGCUGUCCCCAGGGGAGCCUCCACAUCUUUCUUCAUAACCCCCAGAGGUGCAGGUUUCCCCACCUGGUUCAAGUUGACCAGCAGCUAUUCUGAGCUGUUCUUUCCCAAGAACCAAGGCUUGGCUUAGAUCCAGAAUAACCUGUGUCCACUGAGAUGGUGCCGGGCGGGCUGGCACCCUGCUCCAUCCAGCUGCCCAUUGUUUCCCUUCUCACUUCCAGGGCUAAGGGCAGACAGAGGCUUUACAGGUCAGCGAGGGUCCGCAGAGUGCCAGGGGCUGAGAAGAGUAGGAGGCACCCACACAGCCUCCGAACAGCCCCAGGGCCACCAGCUGGGCCCUCCAACUGCAAGUCCAUGUGAUCCUUGUUGUUAAGGACCCAGGGCCUGCAGGGGGCUGGGCUUCUCUUCUGAGGAUGUGCCAAGGUGGGGAGGAGAGAUAAGGUAGUUUCUCAGCCUCUUGGUUCAGGGAAUUUUCUUUUCGUCUUCUUCCUUCUUUUUCCUUUCUUGUCUUUUCAGAGGCAAGCCAGAUCUUGCAGGCAGCCAGGCCGUUCCGUGUUCUAUUUUUGCCUCUAGCCGCAGCUGCUGUUCUUAGGACAGCCAGCCCUUGCUGGAUUCCUGGGCCUCAUGCCUGUGGGCCCAGAGGAGUUCACAGAGGUAGGAGAGAUGAGGAUGGCAGCAAUUCCAGACCAGUGCCCCCAGUUCUGUCCCUGACUGCUGGCCCUUCCAGGCCCCGGGAGCUACUCCUCCUGUCCCCUGUUCCUCCAGGGCCAUCACAUUCUUUCCCCGAGUCUGGGCUGAGAGCAAAGCCACCACCUCCUCUGCUGUUGGCACUGCCUUCAGUCCUGCAUUAAGCCGCACCUGUCCUGCCUUUAUGUGACAGAGGAGCUUUUCUGGAAUUUCAAGCCAUUGCUCUUAGGCUCGAUUUAAACCUGGAAUCAAGAGGCCAAGAGCCCCCUCCAGGCCUGGAGGCCAGUCCCCUCUGCUGGGCACGUGCAAACCCCCAAGUCCAAGAGGUCUCAUUCCUGGUACCACAGUCUCUGGUCCCUCCAUCUCCACCAGGCUCUGUCUUGUUCGAGUCCUUCCUCCCAGUGAGACCGCCCCCAAGGAAUAAAGAAAGGGGCUGCUGCCGCCUCCCCAGGCUGGAGACCCCUCUGCCCAAAGAGCAGCCCAAAGCUCAUUGCUCUGCCCUCAAGACCACGCCUGCCAAGAGGUAGCUGCUAAGCCUGGGAGAGGGCGCUCAGGGGCAAAGGGGCACCAUCGCAUCCCUGCCUCAGGCCAACCGUGGAUGACCUCCCUGGGCUGCUGCCAGCUCAAGGCCCCAGGGCGGCCCACAGUGGCACCCCUUGCACCAGAGUACAAGUGUCCUGUAACAGAGCGACCUCACCGCCAUAUGGUUUUUCUUCCCUUACCUGCAUAAAAACCUCCCUGCUGUUCCUGGACUUUGCCCAAUCCAGAAGGAGGCUCUGAGCAGCAGAGGCUCAGCAGGGACUGGGGAAGUCGGCCACGAGGACCUCAGAGCAGGCGGUCUGGCCCCAGGCCAGCGGGAGCUCACCGCCCCUCCCUCUGAGCACGGCUGCUGGCGAGCCUGCUCCUUGCAGGGUCAAAGCCAACACUUUGGCUCCCUGGAGAUGAAGAAAUGCUCCCCUGUCUGCAGAGACAGCAUCCAGUACCACCUCGCCAAGAGAGGACUCUGCCACUGGGCCCUGGAAUGACCAGACUCUCAUGAGGCGCCUGCCCUGGGUUUCCCCUCCAGCCGCUGUAUCCCCAGUAACUCCUGCCUGACACACUCAGCCCCCGUGGACACUGAGCUCCGUGGGAACUGGGGAGCCUUCCCACCCCUGAAAGCACCUGCUGAGCCUCAGCAUCUGGCUGUGGAAGGAAGCUGUGCCCCUGUGCACAUAGAUGCUGUGACCCCGUCACCGCUCCUAUGGUCGCCCUCAUGCUGCCUCUGGGGACAGAGCGGGAACCCCGGCCCCUGGCUGGCUGUGGAUGGGCUGGCCUUUGGAAGAAUGUGUACAGAGUUGUUUUUCUCUUGGUUAUGUUUUGUUGUUUGGUUUGCUCUGCUUUUGACAGCUUUGAUUUAUUUUUGAUGCCCUCUUUUGGCCAUGUAAACUAUUUCUGGUAAUUUUAUGUUUUUAUUUAUGAAUAAAGAAUGCCAUUUCUCACGCC